AUGGCUAAGACUACUAAAGUAAAAGGUAACAAGAAGGAAGCUAAGGCUUCCAAGCAGACCAAGGAAGAAAAGGCUGCCGCAGUCUCUUCCUCUUCCGCUUCAUCCUCCUCAUCUUCAUCUUCAGAAUCUGAAUCCGAUUCAUCUUCAUCCUCUUCUGACAGUGAAAGUGAAACUGAAACCAAGAAGGAAACCAAGGAUGCCUCCUCUUCUGAAUCUUCUUCCGACGAAGAAGAAAGUAAGAAAGAAGAAUCUAAAGAAUCUUCCAGCUCUGAUUCCUCUUCUGACGAAGAAGAAGAAUCUAACGACAAGAAGCGUAAAUCUGUAGACGCUGAAGAAGAAGAAGAAGAAGAAGAAUCCAACAAGAAGCAAAAGAACGAAGAAUCUCAAGAACCUGCCACUAUCUUCGUCGGUAGACUAUCAUGGUCCAUCGAUGAUGAAUGGUUAAAGAAGGAAUUCGAACCCGUCGGUGGUGUCAUCAGCGCUAGAGUUAUCUACGAAAGAGGUACCGACAGAUCUCGUGGUUACGGUUACGUUGACUUCGAAAACCAAUCUUAUGCUGAAAAGGCCAUUAAAGAAAUGCAAGGUAAAGAAAUCGAUGGUAGACCAAUUAACUGUGACAUUUCCACAAGUAAGCCAGCCGGUAACAACAACAACAACGAUCGUGCCAAGAAGUUCGGUGACACUCCAUCUGAACCAUCUGACACUUUAUUCUUGGGUAACUUGUCCUUCAAUGCUGACAGAGAUACUAUUUUCGAAAUGUUCGCUAAGCACGGUGAAGUUGUUUCCGUUCGUAUUCCAACACAUCCAGAAACCGAACAGCCAAAGGGUUUCGGUUACGUUCAAUACUCCAGCUUGGACGACGCCAAGAAGGCUCUAGAUGCUUUGCAAGGUGAAUACAUUGACAACAGACCAGUCAGACUAGACUACUCUUCUCCAAGACCAAACAACGAUGGUGGCCGUGGUGGUAGCCGUGGUUUCGGUGGUCGUGGUGGUGGCCGUGGUGGUAACCGUGGUUUCGGUGGCUCCCGUGGUGGCUCCCGUGGUGGUGCUCGUGGUGGCCGUGGUGGUUUCAGACCAAGUGGUUCCGGUGCCAACACUGCUCCAUUAGGCAGAUCAAGAAACACUGCUUCUUUCGCUGGUUCAAAGAAAACAUUUGAUUAA
This is a messenger RNA of Saccharomyces eubayanus, 1161 nucleotides long. RefSeq names its product Nsr1p (gene NSR1). The coding region runs from base 1 to 1161 and encodes 386 amino acids. The record is from RefSeq and is a predicted model, not a curated record. The transcript has a single exon. NCBI's taxonomy places the organism in Eukaryota, Fungi, Ascomycota, Saccharomycetes, Saccharomycetales, Saccharomycetaceae. Gene Ontology annotation, molecular function: RNA binding.